CGGGAGUAUGGGGCUGAUAGGUCAACGUUCAACAGUGGAGUAUGCAUCAAGGGUUCGAAUUUAUUGUGAAGAAAAUGGAUCUUCAAGAACCGAAGAUAGUAAUAAUUGUGAAGAUGAAUAUAUUGAUUCUUCCGAAUAAUCCCUUUUAGUUAUCAAGGUAAACAGAGGAUUGGGGUUGGAGACACAAACAAACUAGGGUUUUUCUCUGCUUGUAAGGAGGCGGCGACUAAGAGUCUGAAUCGAGCGGUGAAUGACAUCGAAUGAAGAUGAAGAAAUUGGCAAUUAUUUUAUCUCCCAUGACUAAUGAUGGAAGCCCUGAUGAAGAGGGUAAUGGUGCUAAAGGUGUUGGUUUUUCUCAAUAUGCGAGUCCAAAGAAACGCAGCGGGGUUGCAACUGAUGGGGGUGUACAAGACUGUGAUGAUGGUUUUGCUAAGAUUGUGAAAAAAAGAAAAGGCGUCCGGAGUGCAAAUAUUGGAAAGGAGGAUGGUUUUGCUCCUAACAGUCAAGUCACUAAAAAACCCAUUGAAAACAACACUACUAUACAUACAACUCAGACACAUCACAGAAUGAGGAGGAUGGCGAGGACUCCGGUUACGAAAGGAUAUGGGUUGACAAAAAAAGCCAACAAACAUAUGAAACAUUCCUGACACUUUGUGAGCUUCAUGAGAAAGCGGGAGAGCCGGUUGAUAAAAAUGCAAUAUUUCUUCAGGCAGCAGGAGGGGUUGACAAGAAAAAGAGGGUGUAUGGAGUUGGUUCUUCGCAAAGUCUCUUCUAUAGGUCAAAGACUAUUCCUUGCAGUUCAUCUUUUGCCGAUGCAGAAAAUCAAAAAUUGCAGGAGGAGUUAAAAGUGAUGAAGGAGAAAAUGCUUUUGGAUAUAUUACUUUUGCUUACUAUCGGACGGGUUGAAAUAUUAGUACAACUCUCAUCCUAUUUUGGAUCAAUGAAGUGUUAAUUGUAUGAAAAAGUGUUGUGUUUUAUUUAGAUUUGCAUUUUUAUAGAUAUAGAAAUUGAGAAAUUUAUACUGUAAUAUAAUACCAUAAAUUUUAAUUUUAUAACGAAUUUAUGUCGGAUGUUUGGUUAA
Messenger RNA from Daucus carota subsp. sativus, 1081 nucleotides. RefSeq lists its product as uncharacterized. Bases 261 to 647 code for a protein of 128 amino acids. The transcript has 5 exons. The record is from RefSeq and is a predicted model, not a curated record. NCBI's taxonomy places the organism in Eukaryota, Viridiplantae, Streptophyta, Magnoliopsida, Apiales, Apiaceae.